AUGACCGCGGGGGAGGCGCGCUUUGGCAGCGCCGCCGAGGAGGCGGCGCACUACAAGGCGCAGGUACGGAGCAUGCAGGAUGCGCUGCAAGAGGCCGAGAAUGGGCUGCAAGAGUUUAUGGAGUCGAGCAAAGAGCUCGAGGCGGAGCUCGAGGCGGAUAUCGCGCAGAGCACCGCGCGUGCGGACGAGCUGCAGGCGGAGAACGAGUCGCUGCGGCUGGACGUGGACGAGUGGCGGGGAAAGUACCAGCAGUCGCUCUCUGAGCACAAUGCGACGCUCGGCGAGCUGCACCGCGAGCUGUCCAAGCUGCGGGAAUCGCACGACGCGUACAAGACCAAGCUGCGCGACAUGGAGCUCGACAAUGACGAGCUGGAGAAUGCCGAGCGGAUGAUCAACUCGUCGCUCACCGACAUGGAGGGGCGGUACAACUCUGCGAUGGAAAAAACGGCGCUCCUCGAGUCGGAGCUCGAGGACAAGACGCGGCUCGAGGAGGAGAACCAGCGCCUGAAAGACGAGCUGCGCGACCUGCGCGAGGAGCUCGCCAUCGUCCAGUCCGCGCCGCGCCCCGACGAUGACCUGCAACUGAGCGACCUGGUGGUCAAGGCGCCCAAGCCCACCAAGAAUACCCUCGAACGCCUGCGCGAGCACAUGCAGCAGCUCCAGGUGCGCCUGCACACCGCACAGACCCCGGUCGGCCGGCCGAACGAAAAGAGCGCGCUGCCGCGGCCACGCUCGAGCCUCUCCCACUCGCAGAGCGGCUCACCGUGGCGGAGCCAGACGCCGGUUGGCGGCCGUGCGACGCCCGCGCGGCCCGAGACGCCGAACAGCGCCCGCACCGACCGCCGCAAGUCGAACUCGUUCAUUCCCGUGCCGACCAACGGGCUGUCGCGCUCAGCGUCGCGCCGGCCGACGUCGCGCCUCGGCGCCGUGUCUCCGACGCACGUCCCGUACGAGUUUAUGGAGCACGACCCGUCGCUGUCGCCCGGCACGCGCCGCGCAAGUGUCGCGCGGCGGCGGUCCAUCUCGCAGUAA
Malassezia japonica is the source of this 1032-nucleotide messenger RNA. It is a transcript of the gene NDE1, whose product is annotated as NADH:ubiquinone oxidoreductase. Bases 1 to 1032 code for a protein of 343 amino acids. Gene Ontology annotation, cellular component: centrosome; kinetochore; kinesin complex. The record is from RefSeq and is a predicted model, not a curated record. The transcript is spliced from 4 exons. Gene Ontology annotation, molecular function: microtubule binding. Gene Ontology annotation, biological process: vesicle transport along microtubule; microtubule nucleation; mitotic centrosome separation. Lineage: Eukaryota; Fungi; Basidiomycota; Malasseziomycetes; Malasseziales; Malasseziaceae.